CAAAGGUGAAUCGUGGUUGAGACCUUUUCGUCUAUGCGCAUCACUCCACGUAAGCAAUACAAUAGGACAGGCAUCAGUUCAACAUCUCGUGAGAAGAAUUUCACUUCUUCGACAUCGCGCAAAAUGCCGGCUCAUGGAAAUUAUACAACGGAAAAGGUCCGCUAUCCAUCCCACGGCGAAACCAUCAGUGCAAUUCUCUUCCGGCCUGUCAAUGUGGCUAAACCGCCAGGCGUCGUCCUAAUUGGGCCGUAUUCGUUCAUUAAAGAGCAAGCACCGACGCAGUAUGGUACACGUCUGGCCGACGAGGGCUACGCGGCGCUGAUCUUUGACCCGCGUACUGUGGGCGAGAGCACGGGAACGCCUCGUCGACUCGAGAACCCGAAAAUGAAAAACGAGGAUGCCGUCGCGGGGCUGGACUAUCUACUCUCGCGCGGCGACAUUGACGCGUCCAGGCUCUUCCUCGUCGGUAUCUGUCAGGGUGGACCCGAGAGUCUUGAUAUUGCCUCGUAUGACGACCGAGUCAAGGCAGCGGCAUCCGUCUCAGGCUACUUCCGUGACCACGAGACGGAUCUCUACAUGAUCAGCGUCGGGUGCGUGUCGUGGGAACCGGGCGUCGACAUUAGCUCGCUCAAGAUGCCCACGUCGGAGCAAGGGGAAGCGCUUUUGCGGGCGCGUCUCGAACGAGCCCGUAAAGCUCGCGAGCUGUACGACACUACCGGAGAAGUCGUGUAUCAACCUCUAGUCGACCCAAAGGCCGCCGACCCAGACACUGGGGCUUUAGCGGGUCUCCCGGGUCCCACGGUAUGGGCGUGGUACGGACCGUGGACCUUGAAGGGAUUCGAGAACCAUUAUGCCAUAAUGAGUGACCUCGAUCAUUUCUCCUACACCACCGUCCCGGGCGUAGCGAAGCUCGAAAAGCCGGCCUUGAUCAUCCAUGGAGACAAUUGUAUGAAUGCGCCCGCAGCCAAGAGACAUUUCGAAUCGAUUCCAACCGCAAAUAAGAAGCUUAUCUGGAACAACGAUAUCUCCCACUUUCAGCAUUACGACCAGCCUGAUGUGGUCGACCAGAACGUGGGCGAAAUUGCGAAUUUUUUUGCGAGUGUUUAGAACGGUGCUAUGUCGGAGAGUCCAUAGUGCGC
This is a messenger RNA of Exophiala mesophila, 1139 nucleotides long. RefSeq lists its product as uncharacterized. The transcript has a single exon. The record is from RefSeq and is a predicted model, not a curated record. Bases 34 to 1107 code for a protein of 357 amino acids. Gene Ontology annotation, molecular function: hydrolase activity. Lineage: Eukaryota; Fungi; Ascomycota; Eurotiomycetes; Chaetothyriales; Herpotrichiellaceae.